Molecule: messenger RNA, 2410 nt
Organism: Manacus vitellinus (golden-collared manakin)
Lineage: Eukaryota; Metazoa; Chordata; Aves; Passeriformes; Pipridae
Gene: MYCN
Product: MYCN proto-oncogene, bHLH transcription factor
Exons: 3
Coding region: 517-1494 (325 amino acids)
Biological process (GO): regulation of transcription by RNA polymerase II
Molecular function (GO): DNA-binding transcription factor activity, RNA polymerase II-specific; RNA polymerase II cis-regulatory region sequence-specific DNA binding; protein dimerization activity
Source: RefSeq, a predicted model, not a curated record
UUACUGCUUUGCAUUUUAAACGGUUUAAUGUAUUUCCCUAGUAGAAAAAUGCACAGUCCUGGAGGCGCUCAGGGGGCGGGGCGGGAGCGCAGCUGAGCCGAGCCGGGCGCGUUUCUCGGCGUUUCAUCAUAAGGCUUUUCAAGGAUUUUUUCUUCCCCCUCUUUUGGUCUCCGUUUCAGCGUCAGCUGUUGUGAACCCAGCAGAACGAUUUCCUUUCGCGGUACCAUUACCAAACUGAAUGGAAACGCUGACUGGCUUCUUUGGACUUUAAGCCUUUUUUUUGGUUUUGUUGUUGGGAUUUUUUUGUGUGUGUGUGUUUUUUUUAAUGUCUGAUGCAACGGAGCUCUCGGCGGAGGAAUGGGGCAGUGGUUGAAUGGCCGCGGGUAGUGAGUGGGGGUCUGGCCGAGUUUCAGGUCUUGGGAGAACCUCUUUUCUUCUUCUUCUUGGUGGAAAUACCCAUAAAACCUGUCUUUGAAACCAUUGCCCGACCCAGGGAUCAGCAAAAAGAGACCCGUAAUGCCAGGAAUGGUCAGUAAAAACCCAGAUCUCGAGUUCGACUCUUUGCAGCCCUGUUUCUAUCCAGACGAAGAUGAUUUUUAUUUGUGCGGGCCGGACUCCGCUCCCCCCGGCGAGGACAUCUGGAAAAAGUUUGAGCUACUGCCCACCCCUCCCCUGUCUCCCAGCCGGGCCGGGCUCCAGGAGCACCCUCCGGGGUGGGGCCCUGUGGCGUGGGGAGGGGCGGCCCUGGGGGGCUGCCGCCCCACCGAUCCCCUGGACUGGGCGUCCGAGCUACUCCUGCUGCCCCCCGAGGCCGACCUGUGGGGCGGCGCGGACGGAGGGGACUUCUUCGAGACGGGGCCCGGCAUGACCAACAAUCUCAACUCCAUCAUCAUCCAGGAUGAUGAAGAUGAGGAGGAAGAGGAUGAAGAAGAAAUAGAUGUUGUUACAGUGGAGAAAAGACGCUCCUCCACCAACAAGGCUGUUACCACCCUUACUAUUACAGUGCGUACUAAAAAUACUACUUUUCCAUCAGUCACAACACAGCAGAAUGGACUGAUUUUAAAGCGUUGCGCACCAAUUCACCAGCAGCAUAAUUAUGCCGCUCCUUCUCCAUACAUGGAGCCUGAAGAAGCUCCACCGCAGAAAAAGUUAAAAACCGAGGUGCCCCGUCCAGUGAAACCCAUGAUCCAACCAAAGCCUAAGAGUUCAAGUCCUCGAAACUCUGAUUCAGAGGAUAGUGAACGUCGACGCAACCAUAACAUCCUGGAGCGUCAACGACGUAAUGAUCUACGGUCAAGUUUCCUCACACUAAGGGACCAUAUUCCAGAACUGGUUAAAAAUGAGAAAGCUGUGAAAGUUGUGAUCUUGAAAAAAGCCACUGAAUAUGUUCAUUCUCUUCAGGAAGAGGAGCAAAAAUUAUUGCUAGAAAAGGAAAAAUUGCAAGCCAGACAACAACAAUUGCUAAAGAAAAUAGAAUACAAGAGGACUUGCUAAACUUUUUUUUUGUUUUGGUUCUUUUUUUUUUUUUUGGCUGACCAGGACAGUCAUUGCCACUUUGCACAUUUUUGAUUCUUUUAAAAAAAUUGUGUUUUUUGACGUUAAGAAUGUUGGUUUUAAUUUCAAUCCAGUCCCUGAAGUAAUCGACAAACUAUAUUAUCCGGGUACGGAGCAAAUGGAUGUUCUUGCAAGGAGUUUAUUGCAAGACUACCAAACAACAAAGAACUGCCUUUGUUUUUCUUCUUAAGAACUGUAGAUGGUGGGGAUUUUUUUUGUUUAAUUGUUGUGAGCAUUUGGAGCUGCUGAUGACAUCUAGUUGAGUUUUAAAAUGUUCAUUUCUAAGUUUUAUGGUGCUUAUGUUCUAACAGAUGUUACUUUAGGGGUUGGCAUUUUGUACCCCUGUGGGAAUUUCUGUAAAUACCAUCUACACACUUGCCUUUUGUACAUGUCUUGGGUUAUGAGAGGUGGCUUUUGCUGCCAGUAUUAGACUGGAAGUUCAUACCUAAGUACUGUAAUACCUCAAUGUUUGAGGAGCAUGUUUUUGUAUACAAAUAUAUUGUUAAUCUCUGUUAUGUACUGUACUAAUUCUUACAUUGCCUGUAUACUUUAGUAUGAUGCUGAUACAUAACUAAAUUUGAUACUUAUAUUUUCGUAUGAAAAUGAGUUGUGAAAGUUUUGAGUAGAUAUUACUUUAUCACUUUUUUGAACUAAGAAACUUUUGUAAAGAAAUUUACUAUAUAUGCCUUUUCCUAGCCUGUUUCUUCCAGUUAAUGUAUUUGUUAAUGUUUGGUGCAUAGAACUGGGUAACUGCAAAGUUCUGUGUUUGAUUUCUUCCAACGAUGUACAUUUAGUGCUGCGUCUUAUAGCACUUUGAAAUACCUCAUGUUUAUGAAAAUAAAUAGCAAUUACAUGA